AUAAUAAAUACAUUUUUGAGCUAGCUAAUAAGUAAAGAUUUUGGCAACGCAUGAUGGGCGACAACGUCGAGGCCAAGGAGAGCGACAGUGAGAACGAGGAUCUUGGCGAUUCCUCUGAGGCCGACUCCGAUUGCCCCUUCUACAAGUGCCUGGUCUGCAGAUGCACGGCCCGCAAUCCUCAGGUCACAUUCUGCGGUCACAUCUACUGUGGCAAUUGCAUUAAAGAAUGGAUCAACAGCCAAAAUCUGCUCGGCAAGUGCCCCUAUUGCAACUCACUGGUGGGCUUCAACACGGUGAUACCCAUCAAUUCGAUUGGGUCUCGCUCCUGCAAGUCCGUUGAUGAGCAUCGCUACGAUAUGAAAUCCAUUGGCAGCAAUUCGAUGAGUGCCAUGAAGUUGGAGCUGAUGCCACGCACAAAGCGGCUGCACGAGCAGCUGCUGCGCGACCGCUCCACAACCAGUUGCUAUGUGAAGCCGACGCCUUGGCAGUUCAUCCUGACGCUAAUCAUGCUCUCUCUCUUCGCCAUCUAUCUAAUUGAUGAUGGGACUAAGUAACUGUAACAGUUCAAAUUGUGCACGAUGUUUGUUUGGUCAAAUGUUUUAAAUACAUUCGCCCAAUCUCUCUGUCUCUCUGGCGAAUGCCGUUAAUUAUGGUACUUAAAUGAAGGCAGUGGUUUGGGACCAGGGCAAUUAUCGGCCUGGCAUUUGCACAA
Molecule: messenger RNA, 712 nt
Organism: Drosophila grimshawi
Lineage: Eukaryota; Metazoa; Arthropoda; Insecta; Diptera; Drosophilidae
Product: E3 ubiquitin ligase rnf-5
Exons: 1
Coding region: 51-554 (167 amino acids)
Biological process (GO): ubiquitin-dependent protein catabolic process
Cellular component (GO): endoplasmic reticulum
Molecular function (GO): ubiquitin protein ligase activity; ubiquitin-like protein conjugating enzyme binding
Source: RefSeq, a predicted model, not a curated record